Erinaceus europaeus (western European hedgehog) is the source of this 3462-nucleotide messenger RNA. RefSeq names its product solute carrier family 9 member A9 (gene SLC9A9). Gene Ontology annotation, molecular function: sodium:proton antiporter activity. Lineage: Eukaryota; Metazoa; Chordata; Mammalia; Eulipotyphla; Erinaceidae. The record is from RefSeq and is a predicted model, not a curated record. Gene Ontology annotation, cellular component: recycling endosome; membrane. Bases 136 to 2076 code for a protein of 646 amino acids. Gene Ontology annotation, biological process: sodium ion transport; proton transmembrane transport; regulation of pH. The transcript is spliced from 16 exons.
CCCAGGCAGAAUGCUUGAGAAGUAGCAACUUAAGUGGCAGUAUUUGUUCUGAAAUUCUCAAGCAGUCAGACUGUCUUAGGUGAACCUUGAUAAAGAAGUCCUUAUUCAGGAUUUUAUCUAAGGAAUCCGGAGAAGAUGAGAAUGGAGGCACAGCCACGGUUCUUGUCAGAGAAAGAUGGAUAUCAUUUUCAACACCAGGGAGCUGUGGAGCUGCUUGUCUUUAAUUUUUUGCUCAUCCUUACCAUUUUGACAAUCUGGUUAUUUAAAAAUCAUCGAUUUCGUUUCUUGCAUGAAACUGGAGGAGCAAUGGUGUAUGGCCUCAUAAUGGGAUUGAUCAUACGAUACGCCACAGCACCAGCUGACAUUGAAAGUGGAACUGUCUAUGAUUGUGGAAAACUGAACUUCAGUCCAUCAACUCUACUGAUUAAUAUCACUGACCAAGUUUAUGAAUAUAAGUACAAGAGAGAAAUAAGCCAGCACAACAUCAGUCCUCACCAAGGCAGUGCUAUACUUGAAAAAAUGACAUUUGAUCCAGAAAUCUUCUUCAAUGUUCUAUUGCCACCAAUUAUAUUCCAUGCAGGAUAUAGCCUAAAGAAGAGACACUUUUUUCAGAACUUGGGAUCUAUUUUAACAUAUGCAUUCUUGGGAACUGCCAUCUCCUGUAUUGUCAUUGGGUUAAUUAUGUAUGGCUUUGUGAAGGCCAUGGUGUAUGCUGGCCAGUUGAAAAAUGGAGACUUUCAUUUCACUGACUGCUUAUUUUUUGGUUCACUGAUGUCUGCUACAGAUCCAGUGACAGUGCUGGCCAUCUUUCAUGAACUUCAUGUUGACCCUGACCUAUACACGCUCUUGUUUGGAGAAAGUGUGUUGAAUGAUGCAGUAGCCAUAGUCCUUACAUAUUCCAUCUCCAUUUACAGCCCCAAGGAGAAUCCAAACACAUUUGAUGCUGCAGCUUUCUUCCAGUCCGUGGGAAAUUUCCUGGGGAUCUUCGCUGGCUCAUUUGCAAUGGGGUCUGCAUAUGCUGUUGUUACUGCACUGCUGACCAAAUUUACCAAAUUGUGUGAGUUCCCUAUGCUGGAAACAGGACUGUUUUUCCUUUUGUCUUGGAGUGCUUUCCUGUCUGCUGAGGCUGCUGGACUAACAGGAAUAGUCGCUGUUCUCUUCUGUGGAGUCACACAGGCUCAUUAUACCUACAACAAUCUGUCACUGGAUUCCAAAAUAAGGACUAAACAGUUGUUUGAAUUUAUGAACUUCUUGGCUGAGAAUGUCAUCUUCUGUUACAUGGGGCUAGCACUAUUCACAUUCCAGAAUCAUAUCUUUAAUGCUCUCUUCAUACUUGGAGCCUUUCUAGCAAUUUUUGUUGCCAGAGCCUUCAACAUCUAUCCCCUUUCCUUUCUCCUGAAUCUGGGCCGAAAACAGAAGAUCCCCUGGAACUUUCAGCACAUGAUGAUGUUUUCAGGUUUACGAGGAGCAAUAGCUUUUGCCUUAGCUAUUCGGAAUACGGAAUCCCAGCCCAAACAAAUGAUGUUUACCACCACGCUGCUACUGGUGUUCUUCACAGUCUGGGUGUUUGGAGGAGGAACGACCCCCAUGCUGACUUGGCUUCAGAUCAGAGUCGGUGUGGACCCGGAUGAAGAGCUAAAGGAGGAGCCUGACUCACACCAGGCAACUAGUAACGUGGAUAAAAGCAGGACGAAAACGGAGAGUGCUUGGCUCUUCAGAAUAUGGUAUGGUUUUGAUCACAAAUAUCUGAAACCAAUUUUAACCCACUCUGGUCCUCCACUGACCGCCACAUUACCUGAAUGGUGUGGUCCAAUUUCCAGACUGCUCACCAGUCCUCAGGCCUAUGGGGAGAAGCUCAAAGAGGACGAUAUAGAAUGUAUUGUACACCAGGAUGAACUAGCCAUGACUUACCAGGAGCAAGCCACCUCCCCCUGCAGCCCUCCUGCAAGGCUGGGGCUGGACCAGAAAGCUUCACCCCAAACUCCGAGCAAGGAAAACAUUUAUGAGGGAGACCUGGGCCUCGGAGGUUAUGAGCUCAAACUGGAGCAAACUCCAGGUCAGGCCCAGCUGAACUGAUGGGCAUGCGCAGUGCAGAUGUGAUCCCAGGGCUGCAGGGCUCACAGAGAUCCCUGAAUCUCACUGGCGUGGGCACAGUGCCCAAAAAAGGCUGGGGAGGCAGCGGUAGCGGCUGCUGGCGAGAACCCGAACUUUAUCUCACGGGCCUCUGCUGCCUGAAGAAAGGAGAACUUACUCGCAUUCCUCUACAUUAUGCAACCAAACUGAAGCUUUUGACAGCAGGCUUUUUUUUUUUUUUAAUUAAUGAAUUGGGCGGGGACGGGGGCGAGGGUGGGGGAAGCCCAGCUGCCUGAGGGAGGAUGGAACAGAUGUGCUUGUGUCUGCAGGCUGUUUCUUCUCUUGACUCCGUGCUUCGGGCCCUUCGUUUCCCUUCUGGAUUUUAUUCUGCUCAUUAGGAAGAGUUUAAAAAUAAGAGGGUGUCCCUGAGUGUGAGUGUUGUUCCCAAGCAGAAGUGUAUGGCCACUUAUGUCAUAAGGGGGACAUACGUUUUCUCUUCUGAUGCCCAGCACUCUCACUAGCCAGGGAUGAAUCCAGAGAAGUGGCCAGGAGCCUGGCCUUAGGAAACCCCUGCUGCACUGGCCUCCAUUUCUCAUGCUUCUCCCACAGGAUGAAGGGGCUAGUCACACCUGUGUGCGCCUGGCACAAAAUGCCACUCCCCAGGGAAAGCCACUCUCUUCACACUGUGGUGUCAGGGAAGAAUGGACCUCCCUGUGCUGGUUUGCAUGUGAGUUCCUUCUUGGCUCUAGGCUUUUCCCCUCUGAGCACUGGGUGAUGAGGCUCCGCAGCACAAAAUGUUCCAGGAGACGGUCCAAACCCACCUUCUUUUGCAGCUGGCACCAAGGAUUAUUAAGGCAUCAGCAGCAGGAGCAGCAAGGGUGGGGCCUGGGGUGCGGGGACCAAACAGUUUCAGGUGUCCUCCUGUGCAUGGCGUGGCUCCUGGUGGCCCUCAUCAGAGCCACGGACACAAUAGCUUUGGACUCAGCUGCAUGACCUGUGCCUUUUAAGCCAUAAAGAUACCUCAGGCCCAGCUUCACUUGAAAUCCAUAUGUUAAACUAGACUCUGCAAAGCAAACUCCAGCCCCAGGUACCCAGGCUCCUACGAGUCUGCUUCUAAGGAAGAAGAGGAAGUCUGCCUUCCUUGGGCCCAAAGCUUGGAAGGAAAACUUGCUUUGCUGACCAACUGCCCAGCCUUAAACCUAACUACAGAGGUGCCCAGCACACUGCAAGGCACAGCCACUUUCUUGCUUUCCUGAUAGUAGAAUCCAGGGCCCAGAACUGUUUAUAUACUGCUAAGUUAUAUCUGAUAAUUCCAUUGCCAUAAAUAUGGCAAAUGAUGAAGCAUGAAGUUUUCUAAUUUGACUUAAUUCUAAUAAAACUUUGUUGCAA